This is a messenger RNA of Sorghum bicolor (sorghum), 1299 nucleotides long. RefSeq names its product glyceraldehyde-3-phosphate dehydrogenase 3, cytosolic. The transcript is spliced from 12 exons. Gene Ontology annotation, biological process: glucose metabolic process. The coding region runs from base 80 to 1093 and encodes 337 amino acids. The record is from RefSeq and is a predicted model, not a curated record. Gene Ontology annotation, molecular function: NAD binding; oxidoreductase activity, acting on the aldehyde or oxo group of donors, NAD or NADP as acceptor; NADP binding. Lineage: Eukaryota; Viridiplantae; Streptophyta; Magnoliopsida; Poales; Poaceae.
AUCUCCUGCUACUUGAAACCAAUCCAUCCUAGCUUCCUUCUUGUCUCCCCUCCGUCAAGCAGUGUCACUCUCUAUCCCCAUGGCGAAGAUCAAGAUCGGGAUCAAUGGGUUUGGUAGGAUUGGUAGGCUUGUGGCGAGAGUGGCUCUGCAAAGCAGCGAUGUUGAGCUUGUCGCCGUCAACGACCCCUUCAUCAGCACUGAGUACAUGACAUACAUGUUCAAGUAUGACACUGUCCAUGGACAGUGGAAGCACCAUGAUGUCAAGGUGAAGGACUCGAAGACCCUUACUUUUGGUGAAAAUGAGGUUGUUGUGUUUGGUUGCAGGAACCCUGAGGAGAUCCCGUGGGGUUCGGUUGGCGCUGAUUAUGUUGUUGAGUCUACUGGUGUUUUCACUGAACAGGACAAGGCUGCAGCUCACUUGAAGGGUGGUGCUAAGAAGGUCAUCAUUUCUGCUCCUAGCAAGGAUGCACCCAUGUUCGUCGUCGGUGUUAACGAGAAGGAAUACAAGUCUGACAUUAACAUUGUCUCUAAUGCUAGCUGCACUACCAACUGCCUUGCUCCUCUUGCUAAGGUCAUCAAUGACAAGUUUGGCAUUGUGGAGGGUCUGAUGACCACCGUUCAUGCCAUCACUGCUACCCAAAAGACGGUUGAUGGGCCAUCAGCUAAGGACUGGAGAGGUGGAAGGGCUGCUAGCUUCAACAUCAUUCCCAGUAGCACCGGAGCUGCUAAGGCUGUUGGCAAAGUGCUUCCUGCCCUUAAUGGGAAGUUGACUGGAAUGGCUUUCCGUGUUCCUACCGUUGAUGUCUCUGUCGUUGAUCUGACUGUUAGGCUUGAGAAGUCAGCUACCUAUGAUGAGAUCAAGGCUGCGAUCAAGGCCGAGGCAGAGGGUGCCCUCAAGGGCAUUUUGGGUUAUGUUGACGAGGACCUUGUUUCCACUGACUUCCUAGGUGACAACAGGUCUAGCAUCUUUGAUGCUAAGGCCGGCAUUGCUUUGAAUGGUAACUUCGUGAAGCUUGUGUCCUGGUAUGACAACGAGUGGGGAUACAGCACCCGUGUGAUCGACCUGAUCUGCCACAUGUACGGCACCAACUAGAUGAGCAAACUGAAAUCCAGGUUGAGUUGUGUUUCGUCAUCGGAGAAGUGUAGAGAGCCUCUUCUGAGAAUAAAUUUUGUAACGAAUUAUAGUGUGUGUAUAUGUAACCCAUUGGUUGGUUGAGUAUGUGGUGGCUCAUAUUUUGUCUGGUUUAUGUGCCAUCGUUAAACUUUUAACUGAUAGUUGCAUUCUCUCAUUUGUCUUUA